Molecule: messenger RNA, 1419 nt
Organism: Pararge aegeria (speckled wood butterfly)
Lineage: Eukaryota; Metazoa; Arthropoda; Insecta; Lepidoptera; Nymphalidae
Exons: 2
Coding region: 47-1096 (349 amino acids)
Cellular component (GO): chitin-based extracellular matrix
Molecular function (GO): structural constituent of chitin-based larval cuticle
Source: RefSeq, a predicted model, not a curated record
UAUUUGUUGAUUGUCAGCGACGUGAUAGUGUCGUGUUCAGGACAUCAUGCGGACAUUACUGAUAUGUAUGCUGUGUGCAGCCACAGCUUAUGCUCAAUUUGAUUCGCCUUCGCCACCAAGAAUCCAAAUAAACGGUGCUGUCUUAGCUGGAGGAAGACAAGGGGGCCUUCGACAAGGAAGGCUACAAGCUGCACCAGCUCCGGUCGGUGUUGCUAGAAUAAGGAGGCCGGGGCUUGCCAGGCCAUCAUUUAAAUCUGUAGACGCAGCGCCGCGCCCAAAUCUCCAAUUCCUUGAUGAGAUAUCCAAACCUGUUACCGAAGAACCUGAAGACGAUAUUGACAUCAACACACCAACUCCUUACAUACCUAAUAUAUUCUCAACUCAAGAACCACAAAACGACUAUUAUGAUAUUACAACCACGUCGCAACCGAAACCACCUGCAAUCUUUAACUCAUCUCCGUUCCAACAAACGACGCCUACAGCCCCAAAACCAGAGCCAGUAAGACCAACCCAAUAUCGGCCACUCGCACCUCAAUCCUUCAGCCCUGUGAGAAACGAACCGCAACAGAGACCCCAACCAGCCAGGCUGCAACCCCUUUCAAGCAGACCACAACGCCCUGCAUUCAGGCCCGAGCCGAAACCUUUCGUGGACGAAGACGAUGAAUACAUUCAACCCGUAAGGCAAGUAACCCGUCAACAAGCACCGGCAAAGAGCCAUCCUCAGCAAAAAUAUACUCCAACUAACUCUAGAGAUAAGAAGCCAGUCUCUCAAAUCCUUCGCAAAUACAGGGACGAGAACGAAGAUGGAAGUAUUACGUGGGGAUUCGAAAACGACGAUGGAACUUUCAAGGAAGAAACUAUUGGUGUGGACUGCAUAACUCGCGGAAGUUACGGUUAUGUCGAUCCCGAUGGCGUGAAGCGUGAAUACAAUUACGAAACUGGAAUUGCCUGCGAUAAGGCUAAAGAAGAAAAGGAGCAAAAGGGUUUUGUUGACUACCAAGAAAAUAAAGCAGUUUUACCUAAUGGAAUAACAAUAGAUCUCAAUGCAAUGGGUAAAAAGUCUAAGAGGCCAUUCAGAUCAGCGGGUAAUCUGUAGAAAUUAAGUGCAUAUAAUAUAUAUUUAUUUUAGGAGCUCUAAUUUUAAGACAUUAGUUUGUCUCGUUAUUUGAUUUAGAACCAGUUUGUUCAAACUAGAUUCUAGACCAGCCUGAACUGACAAAUUAAAUGAUAAAAACUUAUUAAGUACUGUUUUUUAUUUUAACUUAUAAUUUCAAAAAAAAUCGUUAACACAACCGUUCUGUAAAGGAGAAUAAUCUAUGUUAUUUAUAAUAAAUAACUUAAAUGGAAAGUUUUGUAGUUUUGAAUAACUGAGGAACUACCAGUCAUGACUAAAAAUAUGUGUGCAAUGUACUAGUAGCU